AUGUUCUUCCCAGCUGAGCCUAACCCGUCACCCACACAGAAGACGACUUCGGUCUUCCCCUUCCAGACUAAUUCGUCACCCACACAGAAGACGACUUCGGUCUUCCCCUUCCAGACUAAUUCGUCACCCACACAGAAGACGACUUCGGUCUUCCCCUUCCAGCCUAAUUCGUCACCCACACAGAAGACGACUUCGGUCUUCCCCUUCCAGCCUAAUUCGUCACCCACACAGAAAACGACUUCGGUCUUUCCCUCCCAGCAUAACCCGUCAUCCACCCAGAAGGCGACUUCGGUCUUCCCCUCCCAGCCCAAUCCGUCAUUCACAGAGAAGGCGACUUCGGUCUUCCCCUUCCAGCCUAAUUCGUCACCCACACAGAAGACGACUUCGGUCUUCCCAACUCAGCCUAAACCGUCGUCAACACAGAAGAUGACUACGGUAUUCUCCUCUCAGCCUAAACUGUCAUCCACACAGAAGAUGGCUACGAACUUCUCUACCCAGCCUGAUCCAUCACCAGAUACCUCAUCAGAAGAUUGCACAUCACUUUUGCCAAAUACGACACCACCAUCCUUUUGGCAGCCUUCAACCCCAACCGCUGUAGGUCCACAAAGGGAAGAUAGCACUUCCGAGCCAAGCGCAACACCACCAGCGUUGAAGAAUACCACUAAGGGAAAUGAAUCGAACGUGGAUAGCUCUCACUACUACGCACCAAUCAUGCUGGAUCUUGCGACGGAGCCGGGUCUUUCACCAGCGGACGAAACAAAAGUAAUAAAUAUCAAUUCAAGUGAUAUUGAAAGAUCUGAUUCGAGGUCGGUUCUCGCAGGCAAAGGACUUGCUGAAAACGUGACGAAUGAAGACGGCUACGCCAUUUCAGAGAAAAAGUUGAAAGGCACUCCAGAACAAGAUGUCCCUGAAGAUCCUCCGCUGAAGAAAGGUUUCGAUCAGGGCGGACUUCCGGGACACCGAUACGAAAAUAUUAAUACCAUGUCAACAGGACUCUAA
Strongylocentrotus purpuratus (purple sea urchin) is the source of this 999-nucleotide messenger RNA. RefSeq names its product proteoglycan 4-like. Lineage: Eukaryota; Metazoa; Echinodermata; Echinoidea; Camarodonta; Strongylocentrotidae. Bases 1 to 999 code for a protein of 332 amino acids. The record is from RefSeq and is a predicted model, not a curated record. The transcript has 3 exons.